Molecule: messenger RNA, 1113 nt
Organism: Indicator indicator
Lineage: Eukaryota; Metazoa; Chordata; Aves; Piciformes; Indicatoridae
Gene: SSBP2
Product: single stranded DNA binding protein 2
Exons: 17
Coding region: 1-1107 (368 amino acids)
Biological process (GO): positive regulation of transcription by RNA polymerase II
Cellular component (GO): nucleus
Molecular function (GO): single-stranded DNA binding; protein binding
Source: RefSeq, a predicted model, not a curated record
AUGUACGGCAAAGGCAAGAGCAACAGCAGCGUCCCGUCCGACAGCCAGGCUAGGGAGAAAUUAGCACUGUAUGUAUAUGAAUAUCUGCUCCAUGUAGGAGCACAGAAAUCAGCCCAGACGUUUUUAUCAGAGAUAAGAUGGGAAAAAAACAUCACACUGGGGGAGCCCCCAGGAUUCUUACAUUCCUGGUGGUGUGUAUUUUGGGAUCUUUACUGUGCAGCUCCAGAAAGACGAGAAACAUGUGAACAUUCAAGUGAAGCAAAAGCCUUUCAUGACUAUAGUGCUGCAGCAGCUCCCAGUCCAGUGCUAGGAAACAUUCCCCCAGGAGAUGGCAUGCCAGUAGGUCCUGUACCACCGGGUUUUUUUCAGCCUUUCAUGUCCCCUCGGUACCCUGGAGGUCCAAGGCCACCUUUAAGAAUACCCAAUCAGGCACUUGGAGGUGUCCCAGGAAGUCAGCCAUUAUUGCCUAGUGGGAUGGACCCAACACGGCAGCAAGGGCAUCCAAACAUGGGUGGGCCAAUGCAGAGAAUGACUCCUCCAAGAGGAAUGGUUCCAUUAGGACCCCAGUCUGACCCUUGGUUAUCAUUGCAGAACUAUGGAGGUGCAAUGAGACCCCCACUGAAUGCUUUAGGUGGCCCUGGGAUGCCUGGAAUGAACAUGGGCCCUGGGGGUGGUAGACCAUGGCCAAAUCCAACCAAUGCCAAUUCUAUACCUUAUUCUUCAGCAUCUCCUGGGAACUACGUAGGUCCUCCAGGAGGUGGAGGCCCACCAGGAACACCCAUCAUGCCUAGUCCUGCAGAUUCAACCAACUCUGGAGACAACAUGUACACUUUAAUGAAUGCAGUACCACCUGGACCCAACAGACCUAAUUUUCCCAUGGGGCCAGGGUCGGAUGGACCUAUGAGUGGACUGGGUGGAAUGGAUUCACAUCAUAUGAAUGGAUCAUUAGGCUCAGGAGACAUGGACAGUAUUUCCAAAAACUCUCCCAGUAAUAUGAGCAUGAGCAAUCAGCCUGGCACUCCCAGGGAUGACGGUGAGAUGGGUGGAAACUUCCUAAACCCUUUUCAGAGUGAGAGUUACUCCCCUAGCAUGACAAUGAGUGUGUGAUCCGUU